Molecule: messenger RNA, 994 nt
Organism: Mytilinidion resinicola
Lineage: Eukaryota; Fungi; Ascomycota; Dothideomycetes; Mytilinidiales; Mytilinidiaceae
Exons: 4
Coding region: 39-824 (261 amino acids)
Source: RefSeq, a predicted model, not a curated record
CAAAGCUCCACGAACAUCUUGCGAUAUGUCCGGAAAGCAUGCUAUUACCUCGAUACGGGAAACUCUCAACUGAAAUAAUAUAUGAGAUUCAACAUGACUUGGAAGAGAAAUGCCAGGAAUUUGAAGAAGCGAGGUACCAGCUAGAGGAGUGCCGUCGUCGGGCGGUGCACGUGAGCGGCAAUGCAAACCCGAUCCAACCUACCGAAAGAGAGGUCAAAGACAUCGAAACUAAGUUCGCAAGGCUUAAGACUGAACGGCGGGACCUCUGGUUCAUGUAUAAUAAGGCUCUCAGUAGCUAUGCAAAGACCGCCGCACUCCCAGAUCCAAUCAGGUUCAGCCAUAACGACUUCCAUAAGGAGAUGGAGAGGUGUGAUCCUGAUGCAAAGCUUCAUCCCGUAUUUGGUUGCUAUGGAAGUUCGAUUGAUCGUGAUCUCUGCACGAUCAAAGAAUAUCCGCCCAUGGACCCUUUCUCCAACUUGAUCAUCUUUCAUGUCCUCAUCCGGUUAGGAGAGAGUAAGCGUUUUGAACGCUUCUUCGAGGACAAGUCUACUCAGAAGCUGGGUGUUGUGGCUGGAGUUGUCACUACAGCAACUCACGUAAUCAAUAGUGUUCUUCUGCCCCUCUUCCUCGCUGGAUCGAUAAUCGGACUAUUCUUCGUCAAAUCGAUGAUAGCUCGGCUUGCUGUUAUUGUCGCGUUGCUUUUAGUAUUCUCCUUCGUGGCGAUAUUCUUCGUGAGAUCGGGUCGGAACGAUAUGGUCAUUUUUAUGUCUGCAUAUGCGGCUGUACUGGUCGUCUUUGUGAGCGGCAACAUGUCGUCUCAAUGAUAACUGCGAUCAAACGUCGCAGAGGUGAGGUUGAAGGGAAUCCGCGACAUGAGAUCGCCAGUGGCGCUUGACGACACAUGAAUAGCCGAAUAUUGCAACCUUGAAGGCACAAAAGUGGCAGUCCUAUCUUCCGGGAGCGGAACAAUCAGAGUAAUAAAAACAAAAAGUAU